Messenger RNA from Gastrolobium bilobum, 1748 nucleotides. RefSeq names its product UDP-rhamnose/UDP-galactose transporter 1-like. The record is from RefSeq and is a predicted model, not a curated record. Bases 442 to 1479 code for a protein of 345 amino acids. Gene Ontology annotation, cellular component: Golgi apparatus. NCBI's taxonomy places the organism in Eukaryota, Viridiplantae, Streptophyta, Magnoliopsida, Fabales, Fabaceae. Gene Ontology annotation, molecular function: UDP-galactose transmembrane transporter activity; antiporter activity. The transcript has 5 exons.
GUGAAGUGUUUGUGUGGGAGGAGAGAAUGCAGACAGAAGAAAGCUAGCUACACAUGAUGCCAUCACCCUCACUAUACUAAAACUCUCAAAUCCCCAAAACACACAAAAACAAAAAAAACGUUUCUCCCUUCCACACUGUCGACGACGUAACCUCAUUCAGAUUCAACUUUCAAAUUGAAUUUGAAUUCGAAAAGAAAAAAAGCGAAUUUGCGUGUGUACUAUACAGAUAAAGAUAAACCUGUCACUUUUUUCUUCUUUUCCUUUGUGAAUCUGUUGUGACGGUAUAUCAAUAUCAAUAUUUAUAUACCGUUUUUUCUCCCUCAGAUCUGGUCUCUGUAUAUUGUUCCUUUUCUCGUAUAUAUACACAUACACCACACACCACACACCACACAAGUUGAAUUAACCGCAAUUUGUUUUGGAACCCUACGAAAAUUGAAGAAGAUGGAGAGCGAAAAGAAAUCGUCAUCGAUUUCUGAUGUGGGAGCAUGGGCUAUGAACGUUGUUAGCUCCGUUGGAAUUAUCAUGGCUAACAAACAGCUUAUGUCCAACAAUGGCUAUUCUUUCACCUUCGCCACUACGUUAACUGGGUUCCACUUUGCUGUAACUGCUUUGGUGGGUCUUGUGUCAAAUGCUACUGGUUAUUCUGCGUCGAAGCAUGUUCCUAUGUGGGAGCUUCUUUGGUUCUCAGUGGUUGCCAAUAUGUCUAUCACAGGGAUGAACCUCAGCCUCAUGCUUAACUCUGUUGGAUUCUACCAAAUAUCAAAACUAAGCAUGAUUCCAGUGGUUUGUGUGAUGGAGUGGAUCCUUCACAACAAGCAAUACUCAAAGGAAGUGAAAAUGUCAGUCAUGGUUGUGGUUAUUGGUGUUGGUGUUUGCACUGUAACUGAUGUGAAAGUUAACCUCAAAGGUUUCGUGUGUGCCUCUGUAGCAGUUUUAUCAACAUCUUUACAGCAAAUUUCAAUUGGUUCUCUUCAAAAGAAAUAUUCAAUUGGAUCUUUUGAAUUGCUGAGUAAGACUGCACCUAUUCAAGCUCUCUCUCUUCUUACUCUUGGUCCAUUUAUUGAUUACUACCUUAGUGGCAAAUUGAUAACCAACUAUAAGAUGUCUUCUGGUGUCAUCUUUUUCAUUCUUGUUUCAUGCUCGCUAGCUGUAUUUUGCAAUGUGAGCCAGUACCUCUGCAUUGGGCGCUUCUCAGCUGUUUCCUUCCAGGUUUUAGGCCACAUGAAAACAGUAUGUGUUCUGACAUUGGGGUGGCUGCUAUUCGAUUCAGAGCUAACUUUCAAGAAUAUCAUGGGAAUGAUUCUCGCAGUUGUUGGCAUGAUAAUUUAUAGUUGGGCUGUGGAGGUUGAAAAGCAAUCAAAUGCCAAGAUCGCUCAUCAUGCGAAAAACAGCCUAACAGAAGAAGAAAUUAGACUGCUCAAGGUUGGAAUAGAAAACAGUGCUUUGAUGGAUGUUGAACUUGGUGAGGCUAAAGUUUAGAUUCACUCGCAGAUGGUAAAAUUUGACGAGAAAGGAUAAAGUCAAUUUUUAUUUGUAUUAUUCAAUUUGAUUUGUUCCUUUUAUCUAGUUUUCUGGCAGUAAAACUUGGUGUCUAUCUGCUUACGCUAGCACUCAUCCAUUUUAGAAAAUGGGUUCCCGUUCUGCCCUCCAUUAUCAAUGUUUUUUAUUUUUUUUCUUGUUUUAUUUAUGUUAUUUAUUUAGCUUGCCUGUAGAUGAUUGCAAGAUGAGAACAAAAGCAAUAUCAGUAU